GGAAUUCCAUCCUCUACAGUCCGCUCCUUCGUGCCACGUCCCAACCCCGCGUUUCACUAUCAUGGCUCAGUCACCCGAAGCGGAGCUAUUGGUCUCCUUAUGGACGAGGUCUUUGCUUUCUGGUGCAGUGGCCGGGCUCACUGUCGACUGUUCUUUGUACCCAUUAGAUACGAUCAAAACACGCCUUCAGAGAGCUAGACACCAUGCCCCAUCGGUACCCCCUUCCAGUCUGUCCCUGAGACAGACUAUCCGAGGAAUCUAUGCUGGUCUCCCUUCCGUCCUCUUCGGCUCGGCACCAUCAGCCGCAUCCUUCUUCAUCGUCUACGAUGGCGUAAAACGUUCUCUUCUACCAGUCUCGAGCUCCGAGACUCCGUCCCGGACACAUAUAAUCCUUACACAUUCUCUUGCGUCUUCGAUGGGUGAGGUAGCAGCUUGCGCAGUUCGCGUGCCUACUGAAGUUAUCAAACAAAGAGCUCAAGCGGGUCUCUUUGGUGGCUCAAGUUUGUUGGCCUUAAAGGAUAUUCUGGCUUUGCGCCAUCCAGAUGCUGCCCGUGGGAUAAGUGGUGGUUAUGGACAGGUCAUCAGGGAACUGUAUCGGGGAGCCGGUAUCACCAUUGCAAGGGAAAUCCCGUUCACCGUUUUACAGUUCACUAUGUGGGAAUCAAUGAAGGAGGCAUAUGCCAAGCGCAUGCAGCAUACCUCGAAAUCUGGCUUGGGCUCUUCCAUAGACCAGGUGCCGGCCUCCACAAGUGCCAUGUUCGGUAGUGUCGCUGGCGCAAUUGCCGCCGGGCUUACGACCCCUCUCGACGUCAUCAAGACGCGAGUCAUGCUCGCUCGUCGUGGAGAUGGCGCGGAAGGUGGUCGAGUGCGGAUCAAGGACGUGGUUCAGGAUAUUUCCAAGGAAGGAUUCGGGGCUUUUUGGAGAGGUAUCGGACCACGGGUGGCUUGGAUCGGUAUUGGAGGCGCCGUGUUUUUGGGUAGUUACCAAUGGGCAUGGAAUUCCCUUGAGAGGAAAAGUAGGUCUCAGGACGAAUAAAGGACUCAUGUAUAUAUAAUCUCAUCGCUUGUACAAUACACCAUAGCGUUAUAAAUAGACGAGGUAUCAUAGCAUAUCGGAUAGGGCGCUCUCUCUGCAUCAUGCAUUGUCGCAGCUCUUCCUUGCCAUCCACUUUAGUUCCUCAGCCUGUUCAGCAGUCAGGAGUUGUUCCAUCUUCUCUACAGUCAGGAAGUCAUGGUCAUAAAACCCAAACCCUGGAACAACGGUCUUGAUCAAUCGUCAGCUUCCAUUCCUUGUAAUACUAGCAGCUUCCUAGCAUUGGCUACUGACCUCGCUAAUUAAC
This is a messenger RNA of Aspergillus pseudonomiae, 1340 nucleotides long. RefSeq names its product putative mitochondrial carrier protein (Pet8). The record is from RefSeq and is a predicted model, not a curated record. Gene Ontology annotation, molecular function: S-adenosyl-L-methionine transmembrane transporter activity. Lineage: Eukaryota; Fungi; Ascomycota; Eurotiomycetes; Eurotiales; Aspergillaceae. The transcript is spliced from 2 exons. Gene Ontology annotation, cellular component: mitochondrial inner membrane. Bases 62 to 1036 code for a protein of 324 amino acids.